Messenger RNA from Gadus morhua (Atlantic cod), 2966 nucleotides. It is a transcript of the gene pabir2, whose product is annotated as PABIR family member 2. Gene Ontology annotation, molecular function: protein serine/threonine phosphatase inhibitor activity. Bases 908 to 1753 code for a protein of 281 amino acids. The transcript has 10 exons. The record is from RefSeq and is a predicted model, not a curated record. Lineage: Eukaryota; Metazoa; Chordata; Actinopteri; Gadiformes; Gadidae.
CAUUGGCUAGAUCGGCUCGCGUUCAACUGAAAGGGGCGUGAACUUUGUGAUAGCAUUGAUAGCCACUGUAAAAGCCUCUGUGAGGAACACCGUUUUCGGCGCCGUCCAGGAUAUAAUAUUAUACGUUUUUUUUGUUAGACGAGGUUUGAGGCAUUGCCAUGUGGGGAUGACUUUCAAGCUCAUGGACUCGUGUGUUUAGUUGGCGGAUUGUUUGUAAGGCCUGUGGACAUGGCAUUGUGGCUUGCACCUAGCCUCUUCCAGCUAGCGAGCUGAGUGGCCUAGAGAAGACUUGCUUUAGAGUAGCGCAGUGUUAGCUUCCCUCAGCUAAUGCACUGUGGACUAUAGUAACGUUAACAUUAACUAACAACGUCGUUCAGUUCAGUUUAAGUUUUGCUUUUUUCUUCUUAAACCUUUGCUAUUCAUAAGGACACUUUACGUCGCCUUCUUCCCUGGUUAGUGGAACUCACCUGAAGCGAUAGCAUGCAAGUGUCGUUCCAGAAGUUACCUCGUCAGUCGAUGCUGUUCUGCUCACUCGGACUAACGGAUCGCUAGCUAACUACCGGGCAUUGUGCGUUGUGUAGCUGGAGCAUGCUAACUUGUACCAGGAAAGUUGUUACCUGGUCAUAACCGCAAGGUUAGAAUAGGGCAGUGGCACUUGUUGGGGUUUAAACGCCUAACGCUUGAGACAACGUGUGGUCGUUCACAUACCACAUGCAUGGCCAUUAACGCUACGAUGUAAUGCAACACAGGGCCUGGUGGUUUGGGCCAUAUUUACAGCUGCUGAAUUGUUUUCCUGUCUAUAACGUCUGCUCAAUAGUUCAUUGAACACUAAGACUUUGUAAAUGGUCAACCGACAGGCCUCUAGAGUUAGAAUUAGUUUAGUUGGAUUAGUGUUUCCACUAUCAAGAUGAACAAUCCUGCAGUUAUGACACAAGAAAAGAUGGAGUUGGAUCUUGAAAUUCCAAAUUCACUUGUUCAAACUGAUGGACAAUUGAGAAGAUCGAACAGUGCACCCAUGAUAAAUGGCCUAAGUGACAACUGUCAAGUGUUCCAGCGAGAGGUUCUUCGCAGCAGAAGAAAUAGCACAACUGUUGUCAACAGGCCCAAUAUGGUUCCAUCGUCACCCAUUCGAGUGCCCAGCACAAGACUUCAUCAGAUAAAACAAGAGGAGGGUAUAGAUGUAAUGAACAGGGAGACCGCCCAUGAGAGGGAGGUGCAAGCGGCAAUGCAGAUGAGCCAGUCCUGGGAGGAAAGCCUCAAUCUGAGCGACAACGAUUUGGAGAAGUCUGUGUCGUCGUCGUCUCCAAAGAGGAUCGACUUUGUGCCCGUCUCCCCAGCCCCCUCCCCGACCAGAGGGAUCGGCAAGAAGCAGUGUUUCUCUCCUUCGUUACAAAGUCUGGUGAGCAGUAACGGCCUCUCUCCUAGCCCCAUCCCCAGCCCCACCCGGCGCUUCAGCCGCCGCAGUCAAAGUCCGAUUAACUGCAUCAGAGCCAGCAUACUGGGGCCAAUCAAACGCAAAGGGGAGAUGGACAUAGAGAGCCAACCUAAAAGGCUCUUUCAGGGGACUACAACCAUGUUGUCGACAGAUAUAGCCCACCUGUUGGAUGUCAGUUCCUGUCCAAGCCCAGAAUUGCUGGACGGCAGCCUCAGCAGUGUGUGCUCUUCCACUGGAUCGCCUGGCAAAAUGGAGGGAGUCUCGCCUUCCUCCAGCAAUUCCCCCUUCACAUCCCUCCAGGACCUGUCUCCUAAGUGAACAAGGAGACUUGCAAGAUACACUAGAGCAGGUUAAAGAGACACUAGAGUAAGAGAAAGAUGAAGUGGUGAAACGACGGUCUCCAUCUGAGGAGGGUGAAGAUUGUGUUUCCUUCUCGGACCCUCCUUCACCUAGCUUUAGUUUAAGUGGAUUUUCACCAUGUUUUGCUUUUGUGAGGCUGGUGGUUUGGCUUCAGGUUGGAGGGUCCCGAUCUGUCUGAAAGGAAACAAAAGCCAUGGUUGUGUGCUUUGCUUGUAGAGACACAGGUGGGACUGUUGUGAUGGAGGACUGAGGAAGACGUUAAGGGCACCAGCUGCUAGUUGUGGAGGUUUUUUUUAAUGGUGCAUCGCUUCAUAGUGAUACUGUGUUUCCAUGUGUAUACUGCCAAUGUAUCAGCUGGUUCUCUCCCGCGAGAGACAUUAAGCACUGGACAAAAAAAAAAAAAAAGACUAUUUGGAUGUGUAGAAUGCCCUGUUUGUGCUGGAAUACGUUUGUUCAAAGGCCUAUUGUCUGUACAGUCUGCAGGUUUUGUAUGAAAGGAUUUAAAUUAUUUUUGUUCCUCUUGCUUUAUUGUACGUAUAUGUGUAUAUAUUAAACCUUGUCUAAUAUCAUAGUUUUAAUUUGGUUAUUGGCUGUGAGGUUGAACACGAGGCACAGACCUUCAGCACGCCACCAAAUUCAUGGCCGUUGAGGCAUAAGUCAGCGUUCCUGGUUACAAUUUUACCGUAUUGGAAGUUGAUUGUAACACGAGUUUUCAGUUCCCUGUAAUUCAUAUUUUUUUUAUGCCAUAGGCUGUAAACUGUGUUGAGAUUUCCAUGCCAGCUUGUCAUACUUGCUGCCAGCUUGUCAAACUUGCUGCAAGUUGAAUUGCCUACUGUUGGGGCAAAAUACUUGACUUGGCAGAUGAUCAGACUUAAUCAGAGAAUGCUCUGUAUUAUUGGGAUUGAAACGUCGAGGCUGCUCCGUCGCUGUUUAUACAUAAUUGUAUGCUGAGUAACAUUUAUGUGCAUACAAUUUCUUCCUCUGAUACAGGCACAAACAUUUUAGGGGAAAGAUAGACUUCUUUAUUGUUUUUCCUGUUUCUGCUUUGGUCCGUUUGAAAAAGAGAUUCGAUGCAGAACCUGUUCCUGCAGUGAUGUUUCAGUUGUAUGUGAACAGUCUGUGGGAAAGUUCUAAAAUAAACCCAUUUAUUCUUGUCGAAGUGUGGAAGUAA